Rubroshorea leprosula is the source of this 435-nucleotide messenger RNA. NCBI's taxonomy places the organism in Eukaryota, Viridiplantae, Streptophyta, Magnoliopsida, Malvales, Dipterocarpaceae. The record is from the annotation of a GenBank genome assembly.
AAAGGACCUCUAGCAAACUUAAGCCUAAAUGUCAUCAGUCGGAUGGUCUUCGAAAAGAAGUAUACGAUGAGACAGAAAACAAUGAGGUUGUCACCCCGCAGGAGUUGAAGGGGAUGCUUGAUGAAUUAUUUCUGCUUAAUGGGGUCUUGGAUAUUGGAGAUUUUAUUCCGUGGCUUGGAUUCUUGGAUUUGCAAGGGCAUAUUAAGAGAAUGAAGGCUUUGAGCAAGAAGCUGGAUAGGUUUUUGGAGCAUGUGUUGGAUGAGCAUAAUGCUAGGAGAAAGGGGGUGGAGGAUUAUGUUGCUAAGGACAUAGUGGAUGUGCUUUUGGAGCUUGUUGAUGAUCCUAAUUAACCUUGAGAUCAAGCUCGAAAGACAUGGAGUCAAGGCUUUUACCUAGGUACAAUAACUUUUCUCUUAAUAUAUUUUAUCUAUUUUU